GAUCAGGUAUUACUUAUUAUAUCAGAUCAUCUGCCGGGAACACCAUAAGCAUUUGGGACCUGUUGGGUUUAGUAUAUAAACUCCUUCUGCGAUUAGAUUAAUUAUCAGUUUCUUCAGAGUCCUCGAGUAACUAAUAACCAAAUCAAAAUGUUCAAGCUUGCCGUUCUUGUCGCUAUCUUUGGAUUGGCUGCUGCCGUUUCCGAUGACGCUGUUGCCGAAACCAAGGCUCUUGAGAAUGUGAUCUCUCCUGGAGGUGAAUCAUUCCACUGGGCUUACCAAACCUCAAACGGAAUUGAUGUCAACUCAGCUGGUGAUGCCAAUGUUAUCUCAGGAGGAUACAAAUACAUCUCACCCGAAGGACAAACCAUCGGUUUGACCUACACCGCUGAUGCUGAUGGUUACCAUCCAGCUGGAGAUCUUUUGCCAACUCCUCCACCAAUCCCAGCUGCCAUCAUCCGCGCUGUCGAAUGGAACUUGGCUCACCCACAGACCCAAGAAUCCACUUUGGGACGUAAAUUGUAAAUCAAUUACGAACAAAAACUGUUGAAAAUUAAAGAAUAAAUUUCUGUUUAAAAAAAAUA
This is a messenger RNA of Eupeodes corollae, 581 nucleotides long. RefSeq names its product pupal cuticle protein Edg-78E-like. The transcript has 2 exons. NCBI's taxonomy places the organism in Eukaryota, Metazoa, Arthropoda, Insecta, Diptera, Syrphidae. The record is from RefSeq and is a predicted model, not a curated record. Bases 148 to 522 code for a protein of 124 amino acids. Gene Ontology annotation, molecular function: structural constituent of chitin-based larval cuticle. Gene Ontology annotation, cellular component: chitin-based extracellular matrix.